AUGAGAGUCAACUACGUGUCGCUUUUUGACGUAUCGAAACGCCAUGGCGUUGGAAGAAAGAUCGCCUCUUUAAGAAACAAAGCGAAACUAGAGAAAACGAAACGACAUCAAAGCUCUGAGUACCAAGAAAAGAAAAUCUCUUCCUCAAUGGAAAAUGGUUCAACUUCCUCACUGAGAACUCCACACUUCUUCAAGCCUCUUCUUCCCGGAUUCCACAGCCAUACCAACAUUCCCAUAGCUUUCUUUUCAAAGCACUUAAAGGGAAUAAAAAACGAGGGCAGUGUGGUUGUGAAGCUGAUAUCGGACGCUUCUGAUAUAAUUUGGGAAGUGAAGAUGGACGGUCGGAGACUCACCCAAGGCUGGCAAAAGUUCGCCACUAGUCAUGAUCUCCGAGUCGGCGACAUAGUUAUUUUCAGACAUGAAGGAGAUUUGUUGUUCCAUGUCACACCUUUUGGACCUAAUUCCGACUCGGAUAAGUAUAAACACACAAGAGAAGCAGGAUCUUCAUCAGAUCACUCUUGUUUUGUAGCAAGUGUCACCGCGUGGAAUCUAAGCAAAGAUAUGCUGUUUCUUCCUAUGGAGUUCUCAAGAACUAAUGGUUUGAUGAAUCGUAAGUGUGAGAUCAUUCUACUGAAUGAAGGUGGGAAGCCAUGUAGAUUGCCCUUGGAUUAUCACAAAACACGCGGUCGGGUUUACAUCAAAAGUGGUUGGAAAAUUUUCUGCUGCGAAAAUCGACGAAGAGCCAAUGAUUUCUUGACCUUUAAACUUGUGCAAACCGGUACAGCACCUGUUAUCCAGUUGUGUUCAUCACACAGAUUCUUGACACUAACUCCCACACCAUACACUCUGAAGGCCUUUAAACUGUGUCUACCCGCGACAUUUAUGAAAGCAAAUGGUAUUGAGAAAGCGAGGAAGAUAACUCUAGUGGAUCGAUACGGUGUGAAAAGGACAACAAGUCUUAAACCUGAGGACAAAUAUGGAAGAAUGAGAUUGGGAAAAGAGUGGAUAGAGUUCUGUGAAGUUAAUGGAGGGAGUGAAGGCCGGCGAGUCCUUCAAGCUGGAACUCAUCAAAGAAGAAGAAGAUACAGCUACUCAUCUACUAAAUCUCAAACGCGCGAGGGUCGAUCCAGUGUGGAUAGGAUCAAGGCGGAAUCAUUGUUCCGUCGGAUGCGAGCUGCCCCAGUGCCGGUGCGUGUUCACGACGUGAUCGUCAGAGGAAACGAGAAGACCAAAGACCAUAUCAUCGAGGCGGAAGUGGAUGCUGUGAGAGAGGCGACCACGUUGCAGGAGCUUCUCGAAGCUUCUAGGGUUGCUAAUUCGAAUCUCCGUGCGCUAGAUAUCUUUGAUUCUGUCAACAUUACUCUCGAUUCUGGUCCUCCAGAGCUUCCUGGUACCACUAAUGUCGUAAUCGAAGUUGUCGAGAACAAAAACCCCCUCACUGGCCAAAUCGGUGCCUACACUAGAGCUGAGGCUAGAUCAUCAAGUGUUGAAGCAUCUUUGAAAUAUAAGAACAUUUUUGGAUAUGGAGAUAUUUGGGACGGGUCUGUAGUUUAUGGAUGUGACAACUCUACUGAGGUUGGCUUGGGGAUGUAUUUGCCGAAGUUCAUAGGACUUCCUACUCCUUUUACUUCCCGUCUUUACCUUUCGACUCAAGACUGGCUUAAGUUUUCAUCUUAUAAAGAACGAUCUCUCGGACUUUCUCUCGGUCUUCUCUCAACCAAGUAUCAUGAGCUGGUCUACACGGUUGCGUGGCGUAACCUGAUAGACCCAUCCCAAUCUGCUUCAAAAUCAAUAAGGAGGCAACUGGGACAUAGUCUGCUUUCUGCCUUGAAAUAUACUUUUAAAUAUGACAAGAGAGACUCCUACUUGAGGCCGACAAGUGGAUAUGCUUUCACCUCCACUUCUCAAAUUGGUGGUCUUGCUCCUGAUAGCCGAAGCCUACGCUUUUUGAAGCAGGAAAUCGAUCUUCGGUAUGCUGUUCCGUUCGGGUUUGGCCAUGCUGCUCUAAACUUUGGUGUCUCUGGUGGUGUCACCUUUCCAUGGGGAAGCGGAUACCAGAACCGCCCUUCCUCUGUGCCAGAGAGAUUCUUCUUGGGUGGCAAUUCAUCGCCUGUAUGCGCUUUAGGUGGGCCAUCCGCACUAUGGGGAUUCAAGAGCAGAGGAGCUGGUCCAAACGAACCAAAGAGCAAAGGCGAUGAUGAAAGAGAUUUUGUUGGAGGAGAUGCUGCGGUCACUGCAUUUGCGGACCUCUCAUUUGAUUUGCCAGUGAAGUGGUUAAGCGAGAGAGGAAUCCACGGUCAUGUGUUUGCUUGUGCAGGGAAUAUGACAAAGCUAUCAGAGAACGAGUUUAGAAACUUCACUGCUCCAAAGUUCUUGGAGACAUUCAGAACUUCAGUUGGUGCUGGAAUCGUCUUGCCAACUAGUCUCUUCCGUAUGGAGCUUAACUACUGCCAAAUAUUGAAGAAACAAGAACACGAUCGUGCGAGAUCCGGGUUUUUCCUGACAUUCUCGGCCGCCUCCUGA
Messenger RNA from Arabis nemorensis, 2523 nucleotides. The record is from the annotation of a GenBank genome assembly. NCBI's taxonomy places the organism in Eukaryota, Viridiplantae, Streptophyta, Magnoliopsida, Brassicales, Brassicaceae.